Messenger RNA from Carassius gibelio (silver crucian carp), 1922 nucleotides. It is a transcript of the gene nitr9, whose product is annotated as novel immune-type receptor 9. The coding region runs from base 576 to 1460 and encodes 294 amino acids. The record is from RefSeq and is a predicted model, not a curated record. Lineage: Eukaryota; Metazoa; Chordata; Actinopteri; Cypriniformes; Cyprinidae. Gene Ontology annotation, biological process: response to bacterium. The transcript is spliced from 4 exons.
CUCGAUAUACCAAUCUACUUUGAGUGUAAACUAAACGAGCCAAUGCAAAUUGGCAUGCAAUUAUUGUUGCAUAUACCAGUCUCCCACCUGUCGAAAGAGAUUUCUGACACAUUUAAGCUUUCUUCACAAAAAAGCAAUUUUGAUGACUGCACAGUUUAAUGAUCACAUGUUGAUUUCCCUUUAUCUGCUAUGUAUGCAGUCAAGAAACACUUACUUAGAACUUAAGAAGGUCAAGUUACCACAUGACCAGCAGAAACCACAAUUAGCACAUUGCCUUUAUGUCUAUGUUUUAAGAAAUAUUUUCCCCUAAAAUACUUCUUUUAAAAACUGCAUGCAUAUUAGUAUUUACUGAUGGUAGGUGCUGUACUUACUUGCAAUUAUUUGUCUGAAAAAUUAAAAGUAGAUUGUGAAAUCAACUCUGAAAGAAAAGAUCAGUCGGGGAAAAAAUAUAUGAUACAGCACUUUUUGACAAACACAUCCUACUGGUUCCUCACAUCGUUCAUUUCAUCUCUGGUGAUGUUCAUUUUGUCAUUGCUCAUCUGUUUCUUUCUAGUUUAGGAUAAAUCCAUCCAGAUAUGAUAAACUUUGGAUUUUUGCUUCUCUUUCUAAUCGGCCUUACUGAAUCACACAUGAAUAAACCACCUGUGUUUGCCAAACUGGGGGAAAUCGUUAAUAUGUCUUGCUUUUACCAAAGCCUAAUGGCCAUGCACUUCUCAUGGUACAAGCAUAAACUUGGAGAGAAUCCCAGGCUCAUCUCCACCAUUUACAAGUAUGACAACAAAGCCCGGUUUUACCAUGAUUUCCAGAAUAGUUCACGCUUCUCUGUGCUGAAUGACAAGGGUUUGCAUCAUUUGGUGAUAAAAAACAUACAGCUCUCUGACUCUGCUACAUACUACUGUGGAAGUGCUUAUUCCAAUGUAAUGGAAUUUGUCGGAGGAACAGAAUUGAUAGUUGAAGGGUUGAAAAGCCACACUGUUAUAAAACAACCUGCUUUAAUUCCAUCACAUCAUGGAGAUUCAGUGAGUCUUAACUGCACGGUUCUAAAUAAGAAAUGUGUGGGGAACAACAGUGUGUACUGGAUCAUUCAGGAAUCAGAAGAAUCUCACCAAACAUUCGUUGCCGCACAUGGAACAAGUAUUGGUCAUUGUGAGUUGAGCUCCGAAGCUGAUUUUAGAGCCCAUAGAUGCAUUUACAGCUUCUCUAGGAAAGACCUCAAACUUUUUGAUUCUGGGACUUACAACUGCACUGUUGCUGCAUGUGGGGAGAUGCUGUUUUGGAAUGACGCCAAACUGGACAUUAUAGGUGCUGAUUUAGCAGAACAGAUGAUGACUUUUGUCAUUCUUUCCAUUGUUAGAACAUUCCUUCUUUUAAUUACUGUUGCCACAAUUACUUUUUGGUACUGCAUCAAUUCAAAAAGAAAUUCAAAAGAUGGCUGUUCUCCAUCUGCCAUUGCUUUCUAAGAUACACAGUCCAACCUGAAGGAAGACCAGGUCUGUUGAGGAAAUCAGCUUCUGAUCAUCCAUAAUAUGUAGCAAAGCAUGAUAAACAAAGACAUCAUUUGAACUUAUUAACUUUUGUGUCAUGUAACGUAAUGUUUUAUUUUGAAAUGAUAAUAUAACAUAAUAUGUAGCAAAGCAUGAUUAAAAAAAAAGACAUCAUUUGAACUUAUUAACUUUUGUGUCAUGUAACGUAAUGUUUUAUUUUGAAAUGAUAAUAUAACAUAAUAUGUAGCAAAGCAUGAUAAAAAAGACAUAAUUAGAACCUAUUAACUUUUGUGUCAUGUAACGUAAUGUUUUUUCAUAUUAGAAAUAAACUGUCCAAUGCUGAACCAUGUUUGUUUCUGAUUCUCAGAGCAAUACAAAACUACCGUGGCAUUUUGCUCUAUCAAACUCAUGUCUUGUAAAUUAGGUUUAAUAUCUGAA